This is a messenger RNA of Dalotia coriaria, 1260 nucleotides long. RefSeq lists its product as uncharacterized. The record is from RefSeq and is a predicted model, not a curated record. Bases 286 to 885 code for a protein of 199 amino acids. The transcript is spliced from 4 exons. NCBI's taxonomy places the organism in Eukaryota, Metazoa, Arthropoda, Insecta, Coleoptera, Staphylinidae.
CUGGAUGUGCAAGCAUCGCGACGCAAAUUCGUACUCGCGCUUUCACGUUUGUUAUCCUUAUACUGUGCGCACAGUUAGGAAAAAAUUCAACCACUAGUUAAUUAACAUUUGGGCGACAUUAAAUAUAUAGAAAAAGAAACCAAACAAAAAAUUAAAUUAAUUAAAAAAAGUAUCUAAAAAUACAAUUCUACAUAGUACUAGUUUAUUGUACAUUUACUGUUUCGUUUCUACUUUAUUAAGCUAAAGUUUAAUUAAAGCAGCAACCUGGAGAAACAACAGGAAACCAUGGAAGUAGAAGGAGAAAAUGUUGGGCUAUCACCUUUAGUGGCGCCCGCCGAAAUCGAUCAGCCGGUUGAUCUUCGAGCGUCAAGCGAAUAUUAUCCCUUUGCGAUCGUAUUACGCCUUCGUGUACUUCAGAUCGUCUUUGGCAUUACAUGUCUGGUGAUGGGCACGGUUGCGUUCAUCGAGGAGCAGGGCGAGCUCAAUUUAAGUCUUGGAAUUCCGGCAGGCGCAUCCACCAUUUUAGCCGCAGCUGCUAGUAUUCAUACAACUCGAGGAUUUGGUGGUUAUAGAGCCUCAACAUGUAUGCCAGGUUCAUCACUGCGUUUCCUGGGACCUUCAGUAAAGAUCGCGAUUCCCUUGUCUAUUCUCUGGGCCAUGGCGUUCUCAUUCCUCACAGCGCUGGCGGUGCAAUCAACCAAAACUCUCACGCAUCCCCCGACCUACCUCCCCGAAGGGUUCGCCAGUGAUUACGUGUACAACACGACGUCAACGAACCCCACGGAUUUGGUGAUCUUGGCAUCGGUGGAGCUGUCUCUAGCGAUCGUCACGCUGGUGGUCAUUGCAAUACUGCUGCGCAUCGACUGCAAAUACGAUCCGGACUGACCCGGACCGCCUGUCGAGCAUCACGGCACCGGGGUUGGGGUGAGUGUCAUCGGCGGCGUUGGCGGGUUUACAAUGCCGUCCUCAACUCAAGCAAAUAGCGAGCGGGUUAGCAGAGUUGCCUGGAUGGUCUAAGAUUGUAUUAUUAACUGAACUGUUAAACUCAAACUAAUACCAAAUGUAAUUAUUUAUUAUUAACUUAUAUCUAGCUGUUAGAACUUUGUACCAUGUGAGAUAUUCCUAUGAAAAACAGUGUAAACAAGGGUUGUGUGAAUAUGUAAAUGUAAACAUUACUGUUUCCUUUUAGGAUUUCUUCAGACUUAUAAAAAUAAUUUUGAUCAGUGUAUCAAUAACUAAAUAAAUAAAUUAAAUAUUUUA